Messenger RNA from Aedes albopictus (Asian tiger mosquito), 1134 nucleotides. Its product is annotated as tumor susceptibility gene 101 protein. The record is from RefSeq and is a predicted model, not a curated record. Lineage: Eukaryota; Metazoa; Arthropoda; Insecta; Diptera; Culicidae. Gene Ontology annotation, molecular function: ubiquitin binding. Gene Ontology annotation, cellular component: ESCRT I complex. Gene Ontology annotation, biological process: protein modification process; protein transport; endosome to lysosome transport.
CUUUGACAAAGGCACGAAAAGUUUUCGUACCCGCAGUCAUUCAUAUCGUCGUCAUUGAUAGUUUCGAAUAAAACAAAAUUUCAAUCAUUCAUUUGCGUAGAUUUAGUAGCUUUUAGAAAUAAAAAUUAUUUAGCUUUCUUUCGUUUGCGAAGCGGUAAUAGGAUUGUGCUUUAGAACCAGAAAUCGCCGGAAAAAGUGAUGUCAAAAAUGGAGGACAUCGGGAGAAUGUUAGUGAAUUACAUAGAUCCUACAGCUACCAAGAAGGACGUAUCCGAGUGUCUGAAACAAUACAAAGCUCUAAGCUGCCGAUACGAGGAAUACGUGUUUAACGAUGGUACGGUGAAGCAGUUGAUCAACCUGCAGGGAACGAUCCCGGUCCGGUACAAGGGCAACACGUAUCACAUUCCCAUCUGUAUUUGGCUGCUGGACACGCACCCUCGCUAUGCUCCGAUUUGCUACGUUAAACCAACGUCCGACAUGCACAUCAAAGUGUCCAUGUACGUGGACCACAACGGGAAGAUCUAUCUGCCGUAUCUGCACGAGUGGACCCCCAUGCAGUCGGACUUGCUCGGGCUGAUCCAGGUGAUGAUCGUCACCUUCGGAGAGUAUCCACCGGUGUACUCGAAACCGAAGCAACCCAAGGAACAGGCAACGCCAUAUCCGACGCAAUCAUUUAUGCCACAACCGCCAUCAGUCACGCAGAGCCCCUAUUGUCCGUAUCCAGGGCAGCAAUUUCCGCCCUAUCCGCCCUCAGCUGGCGGAUAUGGUGCAUAUGGCCAACAGGCUCCCGGAGGAAGCUAUCCGCCAUAUAUGCCACCCAGCAUGCCCACAGCGUCCGGAUACAAUUCCGGCUAUAACCCAACGGCUCAAGGGACGGGCACCAUCACCGAGGAGCACAUCAAGGCUUCUCUGGUCAGCGCAGUGGAAGAUAAGCUGAAGCGGAGGAUCCAAGAGAGGGUGAAUCAAUGCCAGGCGGAGAUCCAAACGCUUAAACGCACCCAACAGGAACUGAACGAAGGCCAGAGCAAGAUCAACGACAUCGUCGGUCGGCUCGAGCGCGACCAACAGGAACUGACGAAAAGCAUCGCCGUGCUGAAGGACAAGGAACGGGAACUGCAGCAAGCGCUCGACAGC